Messenger RNA from Ichthyophthirius multifiliis, 594 nucleotides. RefSeq lists its product as hypothetical. Lineage: Eukaryota; Ciliophora; Oligohymenophorea; Hymenostomatida. Gene Ontology annotation, cellular component: cytosolic small ribosomal subunit; ribosome. Gene Ontology annotation, molecular function: structural constituent of ribosome. The record is from RefSeq and is a predicted model, not a curated record. Gene Ontology annotation, biological process: translation. The transcript is spliced from 2 exons.
AUGAAUUAAAUAACUAAAAAGGUUAAGGUAAAUAUUUUACCAAAAGCCCUCAAAACUUUAGUUAAGGCAAAAAAAAGGGGUAAAAAACAAGUCCUUUUAAAACCCUGUUUCAAAAGUACUAUUGAGAUUUUUGAGAAUUAUGUAAAAAAUGGAUAUAUUGGUGAAUAUGAAAUAGUUGAUGAUCACAGAUCAAAGAAAGUAGUCGUCGAAUUAUUAGGAAGAAUAAAUAAAUGUGGUGUUAUUUCACCCAGAUAUGAUGUCCCUUUAAAUGAUUUUGAAAAAUGGACAAACAAUGUUCUCCCUUCAAGAUAAUUUGGACAUGUCGUAUUCACAACUACUUAUGGUAUCCUUACUCACGAAGAAUGCAGAUUAAGACAUACCGGUGGUAAAGCUUUAGGAUUUUUCUAUUGAUUUUAUUGAUAUUUUUUAGUUAUUUAUUUAUUUAUUUAGAAAUAGAAAAAAUAAAAAAAUAAAUAUUUAAAUAGAUUAAUUAUGUAAAAAUAUUAAUGGUUUUUUGUUUUUUUUAUGAAGGUACAUGUUAUUUUUUUAUUAUUAUUUUGGCAAUAUUUAAACUAAAUACUUUUUUAUUUUAUA